Messenger RNA from Cryptomeria japonica (Japanese cedar), 1457 nucleotides. RefSeq names its product NADH-cytochrome b5 reductase-like protein. Gene Ontology annotation, molecular function: cytochrome-b5 reductase activity, acting on NAD(P)H. The transcript has 13 exons. The record is from RefSeq and is a predicted model, not a curated record. Lineage: Eukaryota; Viridiplantae; Streptophyta; Pinopsida; Cupressales; Cupressaceae. The coding region runs from base 189 to 1154 and encodes 321 amino acids.
AUAUGCAUUGCUUUAACUCGCCAACGUAUUCGACAGGGGGUCCUUCGGGAUGGUCUACCGGUAAAUCCGAUUUUAAUGAGAAAGAUCGCCUUUAGAGCGAGCUCUCAACUCAACACUCUGCACAUUCGAAUUAAACCAAAAUAAAGCCCUGCAUUUGUACUAAACCAACAUCUGUUUUCUCUUUCUCAAUGGCGGCUGCAAUGUUAAAUCGUUGUGGCCGAGCCACGCAAAAUGCCGUUUCACUUUUAAGAUCUCAAUUCAAUUCAAGCCAGAAGAGCAAAUUCGCCAUUGCAGCCGUUGGUUCGCUUUAUGGCGUUGCCAAUUUUUACUCGUCUCAGGCUGGGUCAGAAGCACCUUCAACUGAAAUGACUGAAAAAGUAGCACUUGAUCCGAAGCAGUGGGUUCAAUUUAAAUUGCAAGAUGUUGCCAGAGUUAGCCCCAACACUAAUAUAUAUAGGUUUUCAUUUGAUCCUGAUGCUAAGCUUGGACUACAUGUUGCUUCAUGUAUCAUUACAAGGGCUCCAUUAGGAACAGAUGAUGAAGGAAAACCAAAAUACGUUAUUCGUCCGUAUACACCUAUUUCUGGUCCAGAAUCAAAAGGUUUUUUUGAUUUGAUGAUCAAGGUUUAUCCUGAAGGCAAAAUGAGCCAGCAUUUUGCACACCUAAAACCUGGGGAUACACUUGAAGUUAAAGGGCCCAUUGAAAAAGUUACAUACAGUCCUAACAUGAAGAAACAUAUUGGAAUGGUUGCAGGUGGGACAGGGAUAACUCCCAUGCUACAGAUUAUUGAUGCCAUUCUUAAAAAUCCGGAGGACAAGACAAAGGUGUCACUUUUGUAUGCCAAUAUAUCUCCAGAUGAUAUAUUGCUUAGGGAGAAGAUAGACGCCCUCUCGUCUAGCCACCCAAAUUUCAAGGUUUAUUAUAUCGUAGAAAAACCAACGAGUCAUUGGAGAGGUGGAGUUGGUUACAUAUCAAGUGAUAUGGUUGUGAAAGGCUUGCCUUGUCCUUCAGAAGACACCCUCAUACUGGUAUGUGGCCCUCCUGGAAUGAUGAAUCAUAUCUCUGGCGAUAAGGAUCCUGACAGAUCACAGGGGGAGGUGUCCGGACUUCUCAAGGAAGCAGGGUACACAAAAGACAUGGUAUACAAGUUUUGAGAUAAAAGUUUUCUUUCACCUGAAUAAACCUUUGCGACAAGGAAGGCUUUAAGGCUGCAGUCCUGUAAAUUUGACACGAAAAUUGAGGAUAAUCAGAAAUGGAGUUCUCUUUCAUGGAAAAAAUUGAAACUAAUCAGAAAAAGCAUGGCUAGCUUGCUGAUCUUACUUUUCUGGUUGUGUUCUUUUCCUUGCAAUCUUUAUGAAAGAUACUUAGUCACAAAUUAUUGAAAUGUUGAGUUGGCGAGACUGAGGGCUAUGGAGUGAUAAUUUUUUUUAAAUAAAUAAAAUCAUGCUUUAAGACAA